GUCUCUCAGCUUCGGGUUUGGACGCUCCUGCAGGCUCCGCCCCUGCAGGCUCUGCCGCCCCUGCAGGCUCCGCCCCUGUCUACAUGCAGCUGUGGUUCAUGGUGUUGAUGGCGGCCAUGGCUUUGAUCCUGUUAGGGGUUUCUCUGGGCGUCGGCCUGCACAGGGCUCUGUCCCGCCCACCAUAUGCCCGGGAACGCCCGCCUCUCAUCCCCCUGCCCCUACAGCCCCGCAGCCCCAGGGGGAUUUACCCCCCCAGCAACGCCUACCUGUUUGACUCGGUUCCGGAUGCGACCAGUUCACCGAACAACGUCACACUAAAAGCCUUCACCAUGCACAUGGAGGAAGUGAUAGACAGUAAAGAGGUGGAGAACAACGAGGGCAUGACGGAGAACCGGAUUGGGGUCGUUACCGUGUCGACGGUCCACAUGUCCUCUCAUGACACGACCCAGAAUCAUCUGCGGCGCAGUGUGAGUCAGAUGAUUGACAGGAAGUCGGGGGAGGGGCAGGAUGACACAUGGGAUCCACAUUUUCGAGGUCACGACAGCGGAAUGUUUGAUGAAGAGUUUGUUGACACCAUUAAAGGUUUCAGUACGGUGAGAAAAGAGCACACCAUGUUCACCGACACCAACCUCUGACCUUUCUGGAUCGACGAAUCUGCGGGCCGUUGAGAGAAGCUAGCGGCAAGUCGUUAGCGCCGCGGUCUCGUCCAUCCAGAGCACGAGCAACGGCUAACGAGGCGUGGUGAUGAUGUCAUAACAGGAAGUGGACCAUUAUACAAAUCUCAUUCAAGUUGCAAUAAAACUUAUUUACUGUAA
This is a messenger RNA of Silurus meridionalis, 815 nucleotides long. RefSeq names its product usherin. The record is from RefSeq and is a predicted model, not a curated record. Lineage: Eukaryota; Metazoa; Chordata; Actinopteri; Siluriformes; Siluridae. Bases 84 to 635 code for a protein of 183 amino acids. The transcript has 4 exons.